AAAAGAAGAUUUUACGAAUGCUCGGAUGGAAUGGAUUGGUGGUUGCAUUUUGUUUUUAUCCUCUAGGAAGAAGUGAAGCCCACCUUUCCCUGCGUCGAAGUAGUUUGCUGUUGAUACGUGGUGUUUUCAGCCAUGGCAGAGGUUAUGGAAUCCAUGGAAGAGGAGAGUUUGAGGGAGAAUAAGCCACGCCGCAAGCCCAGUCCUGCUAGCUUUGAAAUGGACACAAUUGAUGGAUUUCCAAUUCGCAGUUUCACAACUGGUGAAUCAGCGAAGGCGUUUGUUUCUCAGCAUGAGACGCAGCGUAUCCAGCGCGAGGAGCAGAGAAGACGCGAGCAACAAGCUCGCAUUCAGCAGCAACAGCUGCAGCACUAUAUGCAGCAGCAAAAGCUGCAGCAAGCAGAAGAGGAGCGGGCGAGGAAAAGAAUGCGACGCUUGGAGGACCACAAGUAUCCUGAGUCGGAGUUCAUCACAGAGCAUGGCAUUGACAGCAUGGUACCAUCACCGACUUGUGAGCGAAGCGUUCGUGUCAAGUCCGACAGUGACUCCGACUACGAACCAUCGGUUGCCAAGAAAAAACGCCGUACGUCGCAUAGCCAUCGCAGCAAGGGACGCAUCCAGUCUCAGCACUACUCCGGUUCGAGUUCGUCCGACGAGGACCGGCCGCCGGCCAAGCUGCCCAAGCCGAUGCUGGGCUCGGUCACCGUCGGGCCGCACGCCAUACGCCACCCGGCGCCCAUGCAUCACACGCCGGGCAGCAUGCGCGCUGCGGUUCAUCACCACGCGCCGCCGCCGUUACAUGCAGGCCCAGUGGUGCAGAUGCCGCCAGCACAUGGCCACCAGACGCAUGCUACGGCAGCAGCCGGUGCCGCCACACACCGCGCAGGUCCGGAAGGCUAUACGCACACGAGUCGCGAGGCAAUUGAGCAGUACAAGCGCUCGAUCAUGGUGAAUCGCUCCCAGGCACAACCCAAACCUCCCCAGGUGACCCAACCCUCCAUGGCGCCCACUACCACCGCCAGCGGCAGCAACAGCAACAGUACGGCUGCCGAGCAGCAGGCUGCGGGUUCACAGGCACAAGCUGGCCAGGGCACCAAGUGCCCGCACUGCUUUAAGUCACUAAAAUGGGAGUACAACCUGCCCCGUCACUUGCAGUGCUGCCCGGUUAAGAACGCGCGGUCCGGGUUGCUUGUGCCGGUGCCUGUGCCUGGCGCCGGUGCCGUCUCGCUGGAGCCGCCGGGUGGGGGUGGCGAUAUGGGCGUUGCGCGACCCUCCUCUACCGAUGAGUCCAGUCCUGUCUCCUCGCACACAUAUCCCCGAGCGAAUCGAAACCCGGGGCCAGGAGGUGCGGGUUACAAGGUUGAAUCCCCAGCACCCACCACCCCUGGCGUCGCCACCACCACCUCGCACAACACCAGUAAUAACAACAACAGCGGUGGCGGUGGUGGUGGUAACGACCAAGGUGCCACUUGUCCGCACUGCUUUAAAUCUCUCAAGUGGGAGUACAACCUUCGCCGCCACAUGCAGAGCUGUCCCGUCAAGAACGGCAAGGCAGCGCGGCCUCCCACCCCGCCGGGUUUCGAGAACCUGUCCUCAAACAAUGCAGCUGCGGCGGCAGCAGCACCGGGACCGCAGACAGGAGGCGGAGGAGGAGGGAGUGCUACUGGUGGCGGCGCCACUCUCAAUGAGCUGCUGGCGCUGCGGUCAGGUGAGGUGUCGCCGGCGUCACUUGGUGUGGGUGCUGCACUGCAUGUCAGCUCUGGAAGCAGAGGUCCAGGCGGGCCAUCGCGUGUACAUGACGGCCGACACUUGUCGACUUCCUCCUCAGCAUCUGCUGCUGAUACUAAACCGAUAGGGCCACUUCCACUGCGCGGCCCCAACGACUUUGCUAUUCCACAUGCCCGUGUGUUUGACAAGGAGUAUCCUCGUCUAACGAUGGAAAUUCACUGGCCGAUCCUUCACGUUGCCAUUGCCAACCGUAUGAAACAACACAUCGACGGUGGAAAAGAGUGCCCGUUUGAGGAGAUCCACGACACGCUGCCACCCUACUUGCCGCGGCCAACGUUCCACCACACCCCUGCUACUAACGGCAUUGGCAACGGCGCGCCGCCGUCCUCCGAGCCACCAAGCAGCCAUGGCAGCGCCACCUCAAUGCCACUCACGACGGUCUCCUCCGGCCAGUACGGGCCGGCGGCUGAUCAUCACGGCCCACCAGCCACAGCCCCUGCGCUGCCAUCCUACUCGGGAGUCAGUCCAGGCGGCAGCGCGGCAGCGUCGACGGCAAGUGACUCGCACUUGACCACCGAGCAGCGGCGCAGCGGAGGCACUAGUCCUGCAUCGUGCCGGGGCCUCACACCACCACCGCCACCGCUGCUAAAGGCACAAGGCGACAAGCAGCAGCCAAUGGUGGACAGUGCCAGCAAGGCUAGCGGGGUCGAGUCGGCCGGCACCCAGGCGGCGUCCAAGCUGCGUGAGCGUCUCGAGCAGCCCGUAUCGACGUUGUCGUCUGCCCCUAGCUCUCCCGGCGCUGCAGCAAUGGCCGUCGCCGGCGGCGGGUCCGACAAGUCCUCGUCCAACGGGAAACCCACCGCGGCUACUGCAACGGUCACUACUACCAGCAGCAGCACCAGCGCUGGUAGCACAGGCAGCAGUGGCGGUGCUAGCAGACCUGUCAGUACACCUGCUGCUGCUGCUGCUGCUACUGCUACUUCUUCUGCUGCUACUACUGCUGGUGUAGCACAGUCCAAUACACUCAUGAGUGUAGAUCACAAGUCACUCGUGUUGAUAGACAAGAAGCCCAUGGUGGGAAUCAAGACGCCGUCCGGCAUACAGUAUAUUGAAGUCAUCGUCACUCAGAUGAACAAGGUCAGCACCGGCAAGGUGCUGGUGCGCCCAAUCAACGCGCUCAGCGCAGAGCUCCUUGAGGCCAUCACUGCCAAGCCGUCGACGCCGCAAGCCUAUGCCGGCUCGUCUGCGCAAUCCACUAAAAAUGCUGCUGCUGCUAGUAGUAGCGGUGGUGCUUCGGUAUCCACAAUGGAAACAUGUUCGUCCGGCUCAUCCGCGUCAGGCAGCACUGCUGCGCCCACGGUUACUACCACAGUGGCGGGUAGUGGCAACAGCAGCAGCAGCAAGCCUGUUGCUGGUACUCACCCCGUCAUUCUCCCGCUUGCCGCACGCGCUGACCAGGUUGCUGGCGGCAACGCGCGGCCGGUUGCCGGUGGUAACAGCACUCGGCCGGUGGUUGCUCAGCAGGUCAGCUCCGUGGCAGCCCGCACCAGUGCAGCCAUGACUGUCACGUCAGCGGCGGCAGCUGCUGAUUCCAAACCUUCGUCAAAGACGGCCUCGCCUGCUCCAUCGCCGGUGACUGCUCGCUCCCCCUCGGCCAGCUCUGCGCCGAUAUCGCCAGCAGCAGCAGUGCCAGCACCAGCCACCGCUCCCUCACCGCCCAAGUCUGAAUCAAGCCCGACGAAUGUGUCGGCCACGACAGCUUCGGGCAAUGCCGGCAGCAGUCCAGCUACCCAGUCGUCAGAGCGCAAAACGUCUGACAUCGCCGACUCCAAUACUGCUGCUGCUGCCGGCGGCGGUACCGCUGAUGACAAAGAGGGCUCGACGGUUGCAGGAGCUGAUGAGCCCGCGAAAACCGGGAACGCCUCCGGCGGCAAAGAUGACAGUACAACGGGCGGCGGCGACGGAAUUGAAUCGAAGGAGAAGGCCAGCAAGCCCCACAAGGAGGAGUCUGGCGGCCAGUAACGGUCGUGGACUUGCACGUGUCGUGAUUAUCAAAGAACACGUCGUCUCUGAAUAGUUAUCCGAUUGUGUGGUGUGGGUGCAAAUCUGUACUGUAGAUCAUGUGUAGGUCCUGCACUUGUGUCGUGCUGAUGCGUCGCUACUCUUGUUUGCCUUGUUUUACGGAUUAAGAGGAACCCAAUAUGUGUGUUUCGCUGUGGUGUGAGUCAACAUAUCCAUCACCUCUCUUUCUCUCUUCUCUGUCUGUCUCUCUCCCAUCACUAGUCUGUAUGUGUGCAUUUACACAGCACACGCGACUGUCUAGAAUGCGUGUGUCGCUUUGCUAGAGUAUUGCCACCAUGCUGCUAACCAUGGCCACACCGGGUGGCAUGUGGCUACACACUAUCCUGUCUGCUCUGGAGCCACACGUGAAGUUGCACAGUAUCGUCCUUGUUCUUUUGCAUACAAAUUGAUCUGCUCCCUGCACAUAGGGAUAUACUCCAUGCUCCAUAGGAUACUUUUGCUUUAUUUUAUCACACUGAUUACAUUGCUAUUAUACUUUCUGUUGUGCUGACGCUGCUGCUGCUGCUGCUCCUGCUAUGACUAACCAUGUAUGUUGUUUCUGUGUUGCGCUACGUCUUGUUGCUGGUGCCGACAAUGAGGACCACCGUGAUGUUACAGAUUGUGGUAUUGAUGAACAGGAUUUUAUAUUGUGCACUGUUUAUUGUUCGUACUUCAAAAGUAGAUUGGUGCCUUCUAUUCUGCACUAGUUGUCCCGACAUUUGUGUUCAUAUCAUGCAUUUCUUUCGCUGCGAUCGUGUGUUCCGUUGUAGUUUCUUCCUUCCAAUAGCCAGACGUGGCUGCAUGGCUGCUUCGUGUGUCGUCCAGUCAACGUGGUACGACUUGUUCUGUUUUCUUUUCUUUGUUUUUUUUAAUGGUGUCCUCGCUGCCGGUGCCCGCUCCCUCUUUCGGUGUUGUGUUGUUUGGCACACAAACAUUUAACGGCUUAUAACCAUGCCUUCUUUUUAAGUUCUAACCACUGGGUGAGACAAGAUUGCAUGAUGCGUGAUGGUACGAAACUAUGCGUGCAGUCAG
Sycon ciliatum is the source of this 4818-nucleotide messenger RNA. RefSeq names its product mucin-19-like. The transcript has 11 exons. The coding region runs from base 133 to 3747 and encodes 1204 amino acids. Lineage: Eukaryota; Metazoa; Porifera; Calcarea; Leucosolenida; Sycettidae. The record is from RefSeq and is a predicted model, not a curated record.